Molecule: messenger RNA, 1046 nt
Organism: Anastrepha obliqua
Lineage: Eukaryota; Metazoa; Arthropoda; Insecta; Diptera; Tephritidae
Gene: Tfb4
Product: general transcription factor IIH subunit 3
Exons: 6
Coding region: 99-977 (292 amino acids)
Biological process (GO): nucleotide-excision repair; regulation of DNA-templated transcription
Cellular component (GO): transcription factor TFIIH holo complex; transcription factor TFIIH core complex
Source: RefSeq, a predicted model, not a curated record
CAUAUUAAAAAAUUUUAAUAAAUUUCCACCACACCGGUGUCACUCGUGUCAUCGCGGUAUAUUUAUUUUGUUUCUCCUGUGUUUUUUUGGAAGUAAAAAUGGAUAAAACAGAGGAGGAUGAAUCCAAUAAAUUUAGUUUAUUGGUGAUUGUAUUAGACACAAAUCCCUCGCAACGUAUUGUUCGUCAAAACCCUCAAUUGCUUACACAGUUUCUGGAUGCCAUUAUUGCCUUUGGCAACGCUCAUCUGAUGCAGCGCUCACAAAACAAAUUAGCUGUUCUUUCCUGUCAUCAUCACGCAACCGAUUUUCUAUACCCUAUGCCUGGAAAGCAGUUGGAUGUUCGUCAGGUUGAUGGGCAGUAUGAAGUAUUUAGUUUGGUGGAAAAGACUGUCAAGCAACGCCUGAGUCACAUUAUUACCAAUGCCCCAAAAUUGAGUGCAGCUUGUGAGAGUAUCUUGGCAGGCAGCAUGGCAAUGGCCCUUUGCUAUAUAUCUAGAAUCCAACGUAACGCAGCUGCAGGUGUAAAGAUGCACUCGCGCAUUUUAGUUGUUACAGGCAGUAAUGAAUGCGCCUCUCAGUACAUGACAUACAUGAAUGUUUUCUUCACGGCACAGAAAUUAGGCAUUACUGUAGAUGUUUGCGCUUUAGAUAAGACUAUGAGCUUAUUGCAACAAGGUUGUGACAUAACAGGUGGCCAAUAUUUACGUCUUACACAGCUGGAUGGUUUGCUGCAAUAUUUGCUGUGGGUUUUUCUGCCCGAUCCGCAAAUGCGGCAGAAGUUGGUGUUGCCUCCUGCGACCAAGGUGGACUAUAGGGCAGCAUGCUUUUGCCAUCGAGAGUUGAUUGAUAUUGGAUACGUUUGUUCAGUGUGCUUAUCAAUAUUUUGCAAGUUUAGCCCUAUAUGCACCACAUGCCAUACGGUUUUCAAGAUACGUGGCCCAAUGCCUGCUAAACCGAAAAAGAAGAAAAAGGUUUAAUUUCCUUUCAUUACUAUUAUCCAUCAAUCUUAUCCCAAGCAACAAAAUAUAUAAUAUUUUCUAUAUUCA